CGUCAGCGCGCAGCCUCCCGCAGUUGCUGAAGGAAAACAUCCUGAAAAUCCGGAGAAUAAAGAGCGACAUCAGAGGCCCCGGAGCCUGCCCCGGCCCCGAUUACCGAGUACCCAGAGCUGCGGCCUGCUCCCCCGAACACCGCCCUCACCCAGUGUCCGCUCCCGCUCCCGCUCCAACAGGCCGCGGGUACCCGGGCAGCCCCGAGGCUUCAAUGACAGCGGCUCGGGGAGAAUGGCGGCAGGGGAAUCUGCUGGGAGUUGGUGGGGGAGCUGGAUUCAAGAAGGUUUCCAGUCAGUAAAAGAAAAGUCUACUGAAGCACUAGAGUUUAUGAAACGGGACCUUGCAGAGUUUUCACAUGUGGUACAGCAUGAUACAGCAUGUACAAUUGCAGCCACCGCAAAUGCAGUGAAAGAAAGACUGAGUGCAGAAACCUCUACUGGAGCUGGACAGCAGGUCAAAAAGGGAUUAUCAAACAUUCUGGGAGUCCUAUCGGACACUUUUGCUCCUCCUCCAGACAAAACUAUUGAUUGUGAUGUUAUAACACUGGUCGCAACACCUUCUGGUACUACAGAACUCUACGACAGUACCAAGGCUCGUCUUUACAGUCUACAGGCUGAUCCAGCAACGUACUGCAAUGAGCCAGAUGGUCCGUUGGAGCUCUAUGAAGAGUGGGUUGCUGAUUUUAAUCUUGAAAAUCAGAAAGGGGAAAUCUCAGACCUAUUGGUUAAUAGUCCUGCAGUGCGUGCUCUUUACACAAAAAUGGUACCAGCAGCCGUAUCUCAUUCAGAAUUUUGGCAUCGAUACUUUUAUAAACUUUAUCAGUUGGAACAGGAAGAGACCAGGAGAAUAGCACUGAAGCAGAGAGCGGAGCAGACGUCUCAUGCAGAGGAGCUUCAAUGGGAAGACGAAGAAGAUGAAUUCGUAGGUGCUUCGCCUGUCAGUUCAGAGUUUCGACAUACGCCGCAAAAUCCGUUAUUGCCUGUACAAUCUCUUGUUGCGUGCUCCACGCUGGAGCAUUCAGUUGAACUUCCGAACCAGAAUAUUGCUGACAUUACGCAAAGGCCAGGGGAACACCAGUCUGUAAGUGCCAUCAGCAGUCCCACAGAACUCCAGCUGAGAAGUCAAAUCUCCACUUCCAGUGAGACAUCAAGGUCUGAGGAGACUGUGAAGGAAAUUGCAGGCAAUGUGGUAGAUACCAGUGUGGAGCUGGUGGUAGAACAGGAUUUGAAGCCCAAGACUAAGGGCAGGCCUUCAAUUCCAGAGGAAGAAACAAAUGGAUCAACUAAAGAUCAAAAAAUGAAGGAGUUUACUGCAGUAACUGGUGCAGUGUUUGAGGCAAAGAACACCAACAAACUGGAGACUACAAAAGAUGAUGGACCCAUUGAUUUGAGAGUGUAUGAACUUAACUCGGACAGUGGAAAAUCAACACCAUCCAAUAACGGAAAGAAAGGGUCUAGCACAGACAUCAGUGAGGACUGGGAAAAGGAUUUUGAUUUGGAUAUGACCGAGGAAGAAGUUCAGUUAGCACUAUCCCAGGUGGAUGUGUCAGAACAGCUAGAAGAUGAAGACUGGGACGAUUGGGAAUAAAAUGAAAUUGGACAUUGCUGCUUCAGUUGAUUUCUUGAAUUCUUUCAUUCUAAUGUAAUGACAAUUGUGUUUAUAUUCUUAGCCUGUAGUGUAUAUACAGGUUUCCUGUGCCAUUGCUUCAGUAAGUUAGGGUAACAUGUUUUAUACUGCAUGCUAUUGUAUUAUAUAGCAGGCUUUUUAGCAUGUAAUUACAAAGAACUAUGGAGCAUGGGUUAUAUUUCAUUCUUUAGACUAAAGUUAUAUUCAGUGGGAGACAUUGCUAUUAUUGUUUCUAAUGAUGUUUUGUUUUUGCGUAAUUAACAGCUGGUUGGUUGUGCAAUAUAUAUUUUAAAUAUGCAUUUUCUAGCUUUCAGAUAUGGGAGACUAUUAGUUUUGUAAUUCAAAUUCCCUUAGAUCUUUUACAGAUUUGCACUUACAUCGAUUAAACUUAAAUUAUACAAGGUUAA
Molecule: messenger RNA, 2034 nt
Organism: Hemiscyllium ocellatum (epaulette shark)
Lineage: Eukaryota; Metazoa; Chordata; Chondrichthyes; Orectolobiformes; Hemiscylliidae
Gene: bsdc1
Product: BSD domain containing 1
Exons: 11
Coding region: 233-1588 (451 amino acids)
Cellular component (GO): cytoplasm
Source: RefSeq, a predicted model, not a curated record